Coccinella septempunctata (seven-spotted ladybird) is the source of this 961-nucleotide messenger RNA. RefSeq lists its product as uncharacterized. The transcript has a single exon. NCBI's taxonomy places the organism in Eukaryota, Metazoa, Arthropoda, Insecta, Coleoptera, Coccinellidae. Gene Ontology annotation, biological process: sensory perception of taste. The record is from RefSeq and is a predicted model, not a curated record. Gene Ontology annotation, cellular component: membrane. The coding region runs from base 575 to 850 and encodes 91 amino acids.
UUUCAGGGAUUUGUGUUGUUCGGUUCAAUAUUGAAUUUUUACAUUUGGACAAGAUCAUAUAACGAUUUUUACCAGUACUACUUAUUGAGAGAAGUCGAAUUUUUACAGUGGUCAUUGAAUGCAUUUGUAAUGUUCGUUUUCCUACUAUGGAUCAGAAAUUUAUUCAAGGAGUUGAAUAAUAAGAUAAUUAUCAGAAUGGAAUGUAAGCUCAAAAGACAUUUGGCUGUUGCUCAAGCGGGUAUGAUUUUUGGCAUUGAGAAUAGGGCUGAAAACAAAACUCAAAACUCCUUUGUCAGUAUUCAUUAUGAGAUUUGCAAACUGGUGAAUCUGUUCAAUGACCUAUUUGGAUUCAACAUAUUACUCUCGAUCAUAAACUGUAUAGUUCUACUUUUGUUCAACGCUGGAUUAUGUGCAUUAUAUGGUCUGCAAUCUGAGGAUACUAUGUAUGGUUUUUUUGAUUCUUACAGGCUGAUAUCGAGUUUUCUAAGGAUAGCCACUCUUUUGGUAGCUCCAGAUAAAAAAUAGAAGCGUUGAAUUCAUAUUCUAGUUUUAUUCUUUACAGAUCAUCCCCGUUAUGCUAGCCUACUCCUGCGAAUGUGUUGGGGCUGAAGCUAAUAAGAUGAUACCAAUAACUCUCAUUUAUCUCAACGAAUUACCACCUUUUUCUGGAAAUUUCGAAAGUAUUACUUUGGAAGAAGAACUUACAGCUCUGUUUGAGCAAGGCAAUAUAAGAACCCCUGUAUUGACUGCAGCGGGCUUUUUUACUGUUAAUUUUGCCAUGCUAGGCUUCAUAAUUGGCAGUGUCACUUCUUACAUUAUCGUCACUCUACAGUUGGUUGGGAAUCAGUGAAUCCGUUUCAAUUGCCUUCGUAUAUAAUUCGAUAAUAUUCGAUUUCCAAAUGGGAAAUAUUUUUCACGGCAUUUAAUUUUUUGUUCGAAAAUGUUGUUUUCGAAUGCUAAA